AGCAAACCGGUCUAUUUGUGCACAAACUAUCCCUUUUUGAGUUUUUCCCCAAAAUUUACACACGUUUGUUUCGAAAAUUCCACCCCCUUUUAUCAUCCACCACCGUUCCAAUUUUCCCCAAUAAUUCAAUUUCCAGUGCAAUGGAUUCCACAAUCGAGUAAUCAAAUUCGGCUUACAGGAAUGACUUGUGCAGCACAACCGAUAAAGACAGAGUUAAGAGAAUCGUUAAAUUGUAAAUGUGGAAUCCAGAAGAAAUUUUCGAAGACAUUUAAAACACAUUUGAUAUAGUCAAUAGCUGAGGAAAAUAGACGAUAUGAAGACCUUAAGUAGAUGCAGGAACAAUAUUGAAGCGGAUAACGUAGUUUUGAUUGACGUUGAUACUUACGAUUACAAUAACGUUAUUAUACUUGACAUACCCGAAAGUCAUACAAAGAAACAAGGAGGAGGUUCGAAUGACAAGAGUCACAAGACUCGGCCGAGGACAUAUAUUUACAUAGAUGACGACGACGACGAUGGUGAUGAAAGCCCUUGCGACCAUAAUGCCGGUGCGGAUGUAAAUGGUGAAAGAAAUUUCGAAAACGGUGCUUCGUCUAGCAGAAGAUACGGUUCGGAAAAUCCCUCUCCGGUAAAGCUAUCGAAGGGCAAAAGAACGUAUUCCGGAAGAGGUUUUAAAACACAAUCGGAUAGCGAUUCGUCGGAUGAUGACGGUCCGGAUUGCGAGUUUAUGGAGGAUUUUUCGGGAAAGCUACGAGAGGAGUGGGAAAGAGCGUCGUUGAAGAGAAAAGGCGUUGUACAGAAUGAUCAUGUGAAUUCUUCUAUGCCGUACGCCGACAUGCGUAGUGAGGUUGGAGUGGAUAAAACCACGCAACAUGAUCAAGGUUCUAACGUUAAUGGAGAUGUUGAUGGUGGUAAGGAUGAUUUACCGCUUGGUGAGACGCCUGAAACUAGUAGUGAAGAGGAGAAUGAAAAAAAUGAUUUGGAAAUUGCGGCCACCGUUAAUGAUGAGGAUGAUGUCGCUGUUGAGAAUUCGAUUAUUGGUGAACGUGAAAAGCUUAAAGAGACUGAUGAAUAUAAACGGGCACUAGAAGAAGAAUUGUUAGCCAGACAAGAAGCCUUACAAAGACAGGCAGAGGAAGCUCAACAGUUGCGUCGUUUGCUGAAAAGAAAAAAGGCUGAAGGCUUACGUUUAUUAGACAUGGAGAGAAGACAGAAGCAACGUGUCGAAGAAAUCAGGGAAAGUCAAAAAAAGGAUGAAGAAAAUAUGAAUUUGAAGGAACAAUACCGCACGGAAGUCAUACAGGAUCUUAAAAGGCUGGAAAUUACUUGUCUUGAUAUGGCUUCGUUGUUGCGUGGUUUAGGAAUCCAAGUUGGUAACGGUCCUGUUGUCUUUCCGAAUGAGGUGCGUGUGGCUUAUAAGCGAGCAUUACUGAGCUUCCACCCAGAUCGAGCUUCAGGGUCAGAUAUGCGACAGCAGGUCGAGGCUGAGGAAAAGUUUAAGCUUAUUUCUCGGAUGAAGGAGAAAUUUUCAUUAUGAUGUGUUUGUAAAGUUUAAGCUUUUAUUUCUUCACAAAUCGACUAGAUCCUUUGUUUUUUUUUUAUUUAGAUUACAUGCUUUUUGUAUAAUGCAUUGGUCUACAAUACUUCAAUGCGUUACAAAGUACUUGCUUGAGUUUAAACAUGUCGUACUUUGUUUUACCAAAUCGUACCGAUUUGUCAUGUACACGUAUUGGUGUUAAGGUUUAUAUAUUACUAGGUUAUGUAUUUCUUUC
Helianthus annuus (common sunflower) is the source of this 1769-nucleotide messenger RNA. RefSeq names its product probable serine/threonine-protein kinase kinX. The record is from RefSeq and is a predicted model, not a curated record. The transcript has 5 exons. NCBI's taxonomy places the organism in Eukaryota, Viridiplantae, Streptophyta, Magnoliopsida, Asterales, Asteraceae. The coding region runs from base 314 to 1534 and encodes 406 amino acids.